Messenger RNA from Caenorhabditis remanei, 972 nucleotides. RefSeq lists its product as uncharacterized. The coding region runs from base 1 to 972 and encodes 323 amino acids. The transcript is spliced from 8 exons. The record is from RefSeq and is a predicted model, not a curated record. Gene Ontology annotation, molecular function: DNA-binding transcription factor activity, RNA polymerase II-specific; RNA polymerase II cis-regulatory region sequence-specific DNA binding; zinc ion binding. Gene Ontology annotation, biological process: cell fate commitment; negative regulation of transcription by RNA polymerase II; positive regulation of transcription by RNA polymerase II. NCBI's taxonomy places the organism in Eukaryota, Metazoa, Nematoda, Chromadorea, Rhabditida, Rhabditidae.
AUGGAAACUUCGAACUACUACUCCACCUCACCUUACUCAUCGAGUUCCAGCUCUGAAACUAAAGAGAGCCGUAUGAACACACCUAUACCAUUUACAUUUAUUGAAGAAAAUGUGAGUUCAUCAACACAUUAUCUUUUCAUGCAACAAGACAAUAAUAUGCAUUGGAUGACGUCACAGGGAACGUUUUGGAACGGAGGAGGUUCUCAUCCCAGCACCGAGUACCAGUUCGCACAACACGAGGCCGUCCAGCCAGCAAAUCAGGCUCGUCUACCUGGUAUCUCGAACUUCAUGAAGGACUCUCAACUUUCCGUAAAACCGGCUACAUAUUACACCGCAGGUAGUCCGACAAUGAACGACUACCGUGUCGAGAAGGUUGCCACCUCACUGCUCGACCCCUACGUCCAACUCGACCAACCCACCUAUGCAGACUUCACUAAUGCGCAAGUACUCAGUCACCAACAAGAAAUGCUACAAAUGAACUUCUCCGCUCCAUUAUCCGCCAGCUAUAUGAAUACCGCUCAAGUUGCACAAACACAACAUGUGCCUUUCAACAUUUUUGAGUUGAAUCUAACUAAUUUCGCCAAUUUCCAACCAACCGAGACUCCUAUCUCAGUCAUCAACACCUCUCCAACCCACCCAUACACAACGAUGCCCACGUUCACACCACCACCACAAGACCCACUAGUCGCCGAGCCGAAGCCGAUAAAAAAGAGAAUGGCAGCGGUACAAUGUCACCAGAAUUCCAUUUGCUCCAACUGUAAAACCCGCGAGACAACGUUAUGGCGACGAAAUGGGGAAGGUGGUGUCGAGUGCAAUGCGUGUAAUUUGUACUUCCGAAAGAACAAUAGGAAACGACCAUUGUCACUAAGGAAAGAUGGAAUUAUGAAGAGAAAUCGCCGUCCUAGAAAUGAAUCCCCUGGAGCAGUGAUGAGAGCCCAUCAAAGAGCUCAUGGACACACAGCGGCUUGCUGA